Molecule: messenger RNA, 3090 nt
Organism: Doryrhamphus excisus (bluestripe pipefish)
Lineage: Eukaryota; Metazoa; Chordata; Actinopteri; Syngnathiformes; Syngnathidae
Product: RNA-binding protein 4B-like
Molecular function (GO): RNA binding
Source: RefSeq, a predicted model, not a curated record
UCAGUAUCCCUCAUUGCUUUACGUAUUUCUUUCCCUUUCCCUGCGACUCGGCAGUGGCGCGGGUUGUCGAAGCAAACUAGGAAUUACGGUCGUAGAGCAACAAUGGUGAAGAUAUUCAUUGGAAACCUGGCUGAGGAGACUGGCAGGGAUGAAAUUGAAGCCCUCUUUACUCCAUACGGCACACUGACGGAAUGUGCCAAGUACAAAAACUAUGCCUUUGUCCACAUGGAUGACCGCAAGGCAGCCACCAAAGCCAUCCGUGAGCUCCACCUUCGUAAACUCAAUGGGAGGCCCAUGAAUGUGGAGCCCAGCAGAGGGAACAGCCAGGGUCCUGUCAAGCUUCACAUCGCCAAUGUGGAAAGGGGCUUUGAGAAAGAGCUACAAGAGCUCUUUGAAGAGUAUGGCACAGUCACAGAGUGUGCCAUUGUGAAGAAUUUUGCUUUUGUUCACAUGGCAAAUUCGGAUGAGGCCAUGGAUGCCAUAAAGGGUCUAGAUAACACAAUGUUUCAAGGUAAUUAUAUCCAUGUUCAGUUGUCAAGAAGCAAGCCUGCAUGGGCUCAAGCGGAGGAGGACUAUCCACCUCCACCGCCCCCUGGCAGAGGAGGCUAUUAUCCUCCUCCUCCUCGCUUUCAUCCGGAGCCUCCCUAUGGAGGCCGCAUGUCUCCUUACCCCCCUCCACCGCCUCCGCCACCUCCUCCUAGACGACCCAUGUAUCCAGACCGUGGAUAUGGCGAACGGGAAGGCUAUAGAGUGGUGGAUUACUAUGAGAAAUUCAGAGCCCGCCCUUAUGGUGCCCCAGGCUAUGAAGAAAGGCGCUCUGGGGCCAUCCCUCCACCGCCGCCGCCUUCAGGAAUGGUCAGAGAGCGUGUUGGGAUGGGCUCCCAUGAUCCUUACGAUAGGCGGCCUCCUCCCCCUCCUGCUAUGCCCUAUAUGGCCCGCGAUCGGAGUCCCAUUAGACGAGUCCCACCUCCUCCUGCCCCACCUGCUCCAGUGGCUGGUAAUGGGUACUCCUAUGAGCGCACCCGUUUCACUCCACAGACAAAGCCUCAGGGGUACGCACCCCCCUACCCCAGGCCCAGCUAUGCACAAAGCGGUCACCCUCCGCCGAUGCCGCAGCCCAACUAUGGUACCUACCAGGCCCAUGGAGUUUAACACAAAGGUUUAGAAUAUGACAAGAACGCCGUCUGCUGAUGCGCAUGGUGCUAUACGCUCCCCCCCCCUUGUGUAUGGUGGAUUGCGUUGCGUUCGCCGGAGACUUACUGGAAGAUACUGUAUUGCGGACGGCGCCGUUCUUAAAAACAAAACAAAAUAUGCGAUCUUUGUUGCAUUCACGUAUUCCUCUGAGCUGUCAAUGCUUUUUCUGUUCCUCUGAUUUUCACUUUUCAAAUUCAGAUUGUUUGGGUUUUACUGCUUAGCCUAGUUCAAUAUGACACGUUAUUACCAGAAAAAUAAGAUUCAAAUUGGAAUACAUCCAGUCUAUGUAAAGAGCAUAGUAGCCAUUGUAUAGAUUAACCUGAUUCCCCCCCAUCAAAAUCACGUUUUAAAAAGACUUCAGCGAGUGUUUCUAUUCAGAUUGUGUGGCGCUAUUUAAAAACAAACAUUUCUUUUUCGACCUGUACGCAUGUAAACUCAAAAUUUUAGUUUGACUUUUUUUCCCCCUCUUUACACUCUGUUAGUGUAUUUCUUAGACGAUACAGCAAAGUUAUGUAUGAUUUUAUUUACAAGUUGCUUUCCCCCCCUCUUAUUUGAAGUUUUUUAAUAAACAUAUGAAACACAAAACGAGACGUUUUAACUGUCGAGUCAUUGCUCAGGCCGAGGUCUUAAUCGCAGCGUGGAGAUGCUUGCGCUAUCUGUCCUCAUCAGUUUGAAGCUCGACACAGGGUAGGUUGUUCAACCUGAACAUUGCGAAAUGUCACUUGGUUUUUUGUUUUUUUUGUAAACUGAUCCCACGCUUUUAAAAUUCCCUAGCUGGGCGCUUAAAGAAAUUAAGCUUGCGCUAUUAGAAUCACUUUUUAUGCUCCCUUGUCAUUGCGGAUAUGAAUAUAUGUGUGUAUAUAAAUGUGUAUGUAGUUCUCAAGUGAAUCAAUAAUAUAAGCUGUGCUCCCGGUCACAUUCAUCUCUUCUAGUGUGUUUAAUAAAUGUCCUGUUUGUCUUUCCUAAUUUGUGUGGUGUUCUCAGUCUCUGUGCUUGUCUUUAGACUCUGCAGGGGACUCCAGAUCAUGGAAGCUGUCUUUCCACAUGGAGGAGACCAAUCACUUUUGAAAGUUGUCUUGGUAGGAUUCAAAUUCAAGAGUUGGACAUUUUGGACACCUUGCACUGAAGGAAGCCUGGACACCAGAUGACCUCCCAAAUUAAGGAUCUUGGAUUUCUGGUUUUGGUGUCAGCUGGGAGCCUGUGUCCAUGACGGGCACGGUGUCUGAUUCACAUGCACAAGUCUCCCUCGAUGGAGGUGCUGACAGGACGUCCAACUCCACCUCAAAGCUCACUUUGGCCUCACCAGCCUCCCUGACUAUCAGCAUCUCAUACUGCCCGAACCGGACCAGGGCCUUACUCGGGAGAUCCACCCUCUCCAAGAAGUCCAGCGCAGAGCUAUUAACGUACAUUUUUGCGAUCUGAGAUAAGUUCUGAAGGGUGAAUAGCAUGUCUGGGCUGUCAGCUGUGCGGUAGGCGUAGAGGGCCAGCUGCUUGCGGGACACCCGGCGGUCAACCAGAGAAAAGGUGCAAACCUGGGCAUCUCGUCCUAAACGGAGAGGCUCAUCUGCAGAAUGUUUGCUUCUGUUGCCCAGAUGGAGCAAACUGUAAAAACCUUUUGUGUGCUGCUCAGGGUGGUAGAACUUUAUGUGGAGGCAAGUCAAAAGAUCUUCUUCUGUCUCCAUUGUCUCAGACACAUUCAUCUUGAAUAAACUGGUAAGAAUAGUGACACAAUCGUUUUGGUAAAUUGGGUGAAUAUUCAUAUCUCAGUGUGUUGAGCUUACCUUGUGUUGGCUCCUCAAAGGUAAAGAUGUUCUGCCUCAGUCACGCUGUACAGAAGAUGAAAGGAAACUGCAGCUAUCUGUUGUCCUGUCUAUUUAAUAAAGUGUUCAAACUGAA